AUGGCUUCACAACAAGAACCAGAUCCUGGGUCUGGAAAGGAGUAUCUCAACAGGAUAUACUCUUUACCAAAGACCCAACAGUCUGUCUCUUCAUCACCUUCAAUAAUCCAACGUAUUUGGAACAAGAUGGCUCCAGCGUUGUCCCUGCUCGCAGCUUCGCUCCUUGCUUUCCGCGUGGUCAGCGGUAAAAAUGAUGAUCAUCGUCGCGCUGUCCAACCAAACUUUGUUUUCAUCAUGACCGACGACCAGGACCUCCAUUUGAACUCACUCGAUUACCAACAGAUUGUCCAGAAUCAACUGAUCCAGAAGGGUACCAUUUUCAAGAAACAUUACUGCACCAUCUCGAUCUGCUGCCCGUCUCGAGUCUCCCUCCUUACAGGAAAGGCCGCUCACAACACUAAUGUGACGGAUGUGAAAGCUCCUCAUGGUGGAUAUCCCAAGUUUAUUAGCCAGGGACUGAAUGACGCGUAUCUGCCGGUUUGGCUUCAAAGCGCUGGAUAUAAUACUUAUUAUACUGGCAAGCUGAUGAACCAGCACAAUACCCAUACCUACAAGGCGCCCUUUGCCAAAGGAUGGACGAGAUCCGACUUCUUGCUCGACCCUGGUACCUAUCGAUACUUUGACGGUAUUAUGUCUCUGGAUUACCAAGUGCCCAGGAGCAUCAAGGGGCUAUACUCGACCGACGUCGUGGCCAAUCGGUCCCUGGAAUUCCUCGAAGACGCUAUUACCGCUGGAAAGCCCUUCUUCCUAGGUGUCGCCCCCGUUGGUCCCCAUGCCAAUACGGAUGAAAAGGGCUUCACCAAUCCAAUUCCAGCCGAUCGACACAAGCUAUUGUUCCCAGACGUCCGAGCACCCCGAACCCCUAACUUUAAUCCAAGCACGCCCGGUCACGUCAACUACCUCAAGAACCUUCCGCAAUUUACCCCCGAGCAACUUCAAUACAGUGACCAUUUCUACCGCGCCCGCCUGCAGGCCCUUCAGUCUGUCGACGAGCUGGUCGGCGGCCUCAUCGCCAGGUUAGAAGAGAGCCCAGAAGUACUUGCCAAUACCUACAUCAUCUAUACCAGCGACAAUGGGUACCACAUCGGCCAGCAUAGAAUGCCCCCGGGCAAGACGUGCAACAUCGAAGAAGACGUGAACGUGCCAUUUAUUGUUCGCGGCCCCGGCGUAGCACCAGGCAGGGAAGUCACUUUCCCGACGUCUCACACCGACAUUGUCCCUACAGUGUUCAAACUCGCCGGUAUUCCUCUUCACGAAGACUUUGACGGAGUACCCAUUGCCGUCACGUCCGCGGCCCAGGAAACCCAGACACGCAAAAGUGAGCAUGUCAACAUCGAAUUCUGGGGCAAUGGUAUAGUUGAAGGUGAGGCAUUCCGCGCUCUGAUUGGUAAAUUGACCAAGAAUACGUACAAGACCAUCCGUGUCGUGGCAGGAAAUUAUGAUUUCAUGUACGCCGUCUGGUGCACCAACGAGCAUCAGCUGUACGACAUGAAGACGGACCCUUACCAGAUGACCAACCUCUACGGGCUGCAGGGCAACACUUCUGGCUAUGAUAUCGCAAAGCUCUCUUCUCGUUUGGAUACACUGCUGCUGACGCUCAAGAGUUGCAAGGGCAAGGUCUGUCGUGAACCAUGGCAGACUCUGUUCCCUACAGGGGGUGUGACCAACCUUGCCGAUGCUAUGAAUACGGCAUACGAUGACUUUUUCCUCACGCAGCAGCAUAAAAUUACUUUCACUGAGUGCGGAUUGGGUUAUAUCCCUGAAUAUGAGGGUGCGUUGGAACCCAUUAUCUAUGAUGAUGGGACUGGAUUUGUGUCGCGCAACAAUUGGGAGGAUUGGGUCUAA
This is a messenger RNA of Pochonia chlamydosporia 170, 1845 nucleotides long. RefSeq names its product arylsulfatase. Gene Ontology annotation, molecular function: arylsulfatase activity; N-acetylglucosamine-6-sulfatase activity; glycosaminoglycan binding. NCBI's taxonomy places the organism in Eukaryota, Fungi, Ascomycota, Sordariomycetes, Hypocreales, Clavicipitaceae. Bases 1 to 1845 code for a protein of 614 amino acids. Gene Ontology annotation, biological process: phenol-containing compound metabolic process. The record is from RefSeq and is a predicted model, not a curated record. The transcript has 5 exons.